AUGUCGACCAUGGAAUGUUUGAAGAACGAGUUUGUCGAGGGCCGCUUGCUGGAUGGUCGGUUCCGAACUGUGGCCCCCCUAAACCAUGGGUCCUUCGGCAUGGUGUUUCUGGCCACAGAUAUCACCACUGGCCAAGAUGUUGCGAUCAAAUGUCUGACCAAGCCGUCCUCUCCGGACUCAUGGGCUCCUCAGCCCGUUGACGAUCGCUUUGAAGAACUGGAAUGCCACCGCCGCCUGGGCUACCACCCGAACCUGGUCAACUUGAUUCACUCCUUCGAGACCGAUGCCCACAUCUACCUGGUCUUGGAGUACUGUGCCAAUGGUGAUCUCUAUGAGGCUAUCCGGCUCAAUCGGGGUCCUCUGGAGACUGAACAUGUUCGGGAUUUCAUGAUGCAGCUCCUCAGCGCAGUUGAGUUCAUGCACUCCAACGGCCUGUACCAUCGCGACAUCAAGCCGGAGAAUAUCUUCCUCACGCAAGAUAGCUCCAUGAAGCUUGGCGACUUGGGCCUUGUGGCUCAGGAACCCUGGUGCUACGAGGCCUCGGUUGGCAGCGAUCGUUACAUGGCCCCGGAGCAGUACGAACCGACUGCCACGGGCUACUCACCUGCCCAGGCGGACGUGUGGUCGGUGGGCAUCUGCCUGCUGAACAUUCUGUUUGCUCGGAAUCCGUUCGUCACGCCUACUGAGUCCGAUGUACUUUUCUCGGACUUUGUCCGUGAUCGUCAGUCACUCUUCGACAUUUUCCCCAACAUGUCUCAGGAUACCUAUGAGAUCCUGACUCAUGCGUUGGCCAUUGAUCCUGAGAAACGAUCGCUCUCCGGGGUGCGCGAGGGCAUUCUGCGCGCUGUCUCGUUUACCACCGACGACGAGUCGCUGGAUGAGUUCUGCACCGAAGAUCGUGAGGUGGUUCCUGCCAGUGCCAACCGCGAACCGCUUCGCACGCCGUCUAUCCAGAGCCCGCACAUCAACCAGGGCGACUCGUUCCCGUGGGCCAAGGCGCUGCUGUCGAGUCCGCCUCAGCCUAUUCGACAACUGUCUGCCAUUCCGGAUACCGAGAGCUACACCGAGGAUCUCUUCCCGCCAUCCGAAGUGGCGGGCACCUCGUGGUUCUCUGCCCAGCCUGACACCCCGUCAAUGGCCUCGGUUCUUGAUUCGGCCCUCAGCGACUCGUUGCGCUCGUUCAACCUGCGCAAGCCCGAGCCUCGUUUCCCUCCUCGGUCCGACCCAGUCCCGAUCACCGGCUCUCUGCCCAGUCAUGCCUCCAAGCCCUUGCCCUCACUGUCGAUGGUGUUCGGCAAGGGCUCCGCCGAGCAGAUUUCCAAGAGCUGGAGCGAUCUCUGGGAGGAAGAGGAGUCCGAGAACGAGGACCUGACACUGCACCAACGCCGUGAGCAGAACUCUCGCACCUGGAGCCAAGAGAGCCAGGGAGCUCGUCCCAAGACAGGAUUGCGCGAGCCGGACUCCGCUUCCCUUCUCAAUGAGCGCUCUCAGGCUCCUGACCCUCUCAAGACUGCACCUCUUGAGAUCCCGGCCAAGUCGCUGGAUGGUGACAGCGAUGCUGGCACCUCCAGCAGCACCCCCCGUCCUUGCCACCCGUCCUCGCCUCGCAAGGCGCCUAAUGCGGACAAGUGGGCAGAACUGGGCGACAAGCGUCGCAACUAUAAACCUCGCGAGUUCUUCGAUCCCAAGAGAGCCGCGGCCAGCACCUGGCGCCGCGACUGGGGCCUUGGCUCUUCCGGGUUCGACCAUGCACCCCGGGCCAAGCGAGAUUCGCCUCAGUCCGAUCGUCGCCGCCGCCUGUUCUUAGAGAAGGACUGGCGUCGCGAUGCUGCGGAAGUAUCGAAGCUGUCGCCCGUCAAGCCCUGCUCCUACGACGGCAGUGUGGACGAAGACCUCGACCUCGUCGGCGGGUGGCAUGAUCUCCACCUUUAA
Molecule: messenger RNA, 1932 nt
Organism: Penicillium alfredii
Lineage: Eukaryota; Fungi; Ascomycota; Eurotiomycetes; Eurotiales; Aspergillaceae
Product: putative serine/threonine protein kinase
Exons: 1
Coding region: 1-1932 (643 amino acids)
Biological process (GO): protein phosphorylation
Molecular function (GO): protein kinase activity; ATP binding
Source: RefSeq, a predicted model, not a curated record